Messenger RNA from Colias croceus (clouded yellow), 2507 nucleotides. RefSeq names its product peptide-N(4)-(N-acetyl-beta-glucosaminyl)asparagine amidase (gene Pngl). Gene Ontology annotation, biological process: protein deglycosylation; protein quality control for misfolded or incompletely synthesized proteins; glycoprotein catabolic process. The record is from RefSeq and is a predicted model, not a curated record. NCBI's taxonomy places the organism in Eukaryota, Metazoa, Arthropoda, Insecta, Lepidoptera, Pieridae. The transcript has 10 exons. Gene Ontology annotation, molecular function: peptide-N4-(N-acetyl-beta-glucosaminyl)asparagine amidase activity. The coding region runs from base 78 to 1910 and encodes 610 amino acids. Gene Ontology annotation, cellular component: nucleus; cytoplasm; cytosol.
UAUUUUGUGAACAUUGCAACGAAAUUACAAGUCAUAUUUAUUGUGUUUACAUUCCAAAUAUAUGAUUUAAACUAAAAAUGGAGGAUAUGGCACGUUUAGCUGUUGUCGAACAAGGCGUCAGAGACAUUGAUAAGUUCGGUUUAAUUCUGCAAGAACUCCUAAACAAUAUAAAUAAUAUUUUAGAAAAUCCACACGAUAAAAGUGCGAGAUCCUUAAAAAGUGAUUUCCUUAAAAAUGUCUGUGAUGAAUUAAAAGAUUAUCUUAAUUACAUCGGUUUCCAAUGGGUUCACAAUGAAUUUCUGUUUUCCAAAGAAGCAACAUUGAACAAGCUAAGAUUAGCUAAACUGGCAAUAGAAAAGAAAAUCACUUUCUGCUGUGGACCACAUAAAUUGAAGCUGAGUAAUACUAAAAUUAAAACUCCAAAAAAGCAAUACAAAUUAAUGCCAGUUUAUGUGGAUAUAUUUAAUAAAGAACUCUUAUUGACAAUUCAGAGCUUGUUCAAUACCAUUUUAAACUAUGAGAAUGAGGAAUUACAACAGUUAGCAAGAGAACAAAUUCCCAUUACAACUCUAGAGAUACGAGCUUUAGAAAGAAUGAGAGAAAACCAAAAGAAAAUAAAAACUGGCGACACUAAGGAGCACGAUUUGCCGUACGACAGAGCUUUACUAAUGGAGUUGAUUGGAUGGUUCAAAUACAAAUACUUCCAGUGGGUGGACGCUCCUGCAUGUGAACAGUGUGACGGGCCCACGCGAUUACUGCAACACACUACUAUGAGAACCGAGACAGAAACUUGUAACGUUGAGGUGUACCAGUGCAAGGAGUGCAACUGCCAAACCCGUUUCCCGCGGUACAACGACGUGCGCGCACUGAUGCGGUCGCGGCGCGGGCGGUGCGGCGAGUGGGCGAACUGCUUCACAAUGUUCUGCAGGGCGCUCGGGUACGACACGCGCUACGUGUACGACACGACCGACCACGUGUGGUGCGAGGUGUUCGACUACGAGUCGAACAGCUGGUGUCACGUGGACCCGUGCGAAGCUGUGCUGGACACCCCGCUCAUGUACAGCCACGGAUGGGGCAAGAAACUGUCCUACGUGAUAGCGGUGUCCCGCGACGAUAUACAGGACGUCACCUGGCGCUAUACUAUGAACCAUGCAGAGGUAUUGUCGCGUCGGAAACAAUGCACGGAGCAAGAGCUGAUCGGCUGUAUGCUGUUGCUCCGCGACGCGAGGCAGGCGCAAGUGUCGGAGUGCAGGCGGAGGUAUCUCGCUGUGAGGACGCUAAGGGAGCUAGCCCAACUGAUGGUCGAGAGAAAGCCGAGCGACUACGAGUCGCACGGCCGAAUAUCGGGCUCCGAGGAAUGGCGGACGCAGCGAGGGGAAAUCGGCCAGAGAUCCGGUUAUAUAUUCGAAUUCGCUACUCCGGGUGAAAUUAAUAUCCGGUACUACUGCAGUCCGGAUAAAUACCGGAUAAAUUGUGAUGGAACAGAAUCGACUGUUAGCACGUGGGCUGCGGGCGUGUAUCAGUGUAAAAAUGUGUUUAGAAAGAUCGAGAAGGAUUGGCGCCAAGUUUAUCUGGCGAGGGAAGAGGGAGAAUCAUCUGGAAUGAUAUCCUGGAGGUUAUCAGUGAAGGGGAAUUUAGCCUUCACAAAAUUAUCCAUUCGCCUCACUUCUGCAGUGUAUGAGACUGGUAACGUCGAUUGGAAUUUACAAUUUGACGAACAACAACCUGUUAAUGUCAAAUUAGGAGAAUCGACUACUGAAUUUGAAAAUCGUUUCCAAACUCUUACAAUAACAGCUGUUCUUUCUGGUGGAAUUGGAGAUGUUUCCUGGCAACACGCACAAUUAUUUAGACAAUCACUCGACUCCAAAUCAAGCGCUUUGGAAAUAUGCACUUACAUCACUAAUUCGUGAACAAAAACAAUUCAAAAUUAUGUGAAAGUAUCGACAUAAUAGACUAGGGUAGAAGCCUUUAAAAAUAAUAAAAAGAUAAAAAAAUCGCAGUCGGAUGAAACCCAUUAGAAAAGGAGGGGAAUAUGAUGAAAAUAAAAGGAAAAAUAAAUUACGGUCAAUCCGAGUUCGGGAAGUGAGAGGGGCUCCCCCCUCUCUCUUUUAAGAGAAAAAAUGGUUUCUCUCGAUUUCCGACAAAACUACAAGUCCUACGGAAAAAAGUUUAAAAGAACAUUUACUAUGGUAAUGUUUUUUUUUACACCAUAUGAAAGUAGAGAUUUCAAUGAACAAAAAGCUCCCCAAGUUUUUGAAAAAAGCUGAUAUUUUGACGGGUGACUUUUCGAUUGAAAAUAAGGUUGUUUUUUUGGUAUUAAUUCAAAAUAAGGCGAAAAAAUAAAUAUUUUCAAUCAAAUAAAUUACAGUGUAUUUGGGACAUAAUAAAGUAAGUUUCCACCAAAUUUCGUAGAAAAAAAAAUUUUGAAGUAGAUAAAAAUAAAAGACCAAAAACUUGGUUUUUUGAAUUUUUCACCUAAAUUUUGAGGUUAUGUGAAAAAAUUGUGA